Molecule: messenger RNA, 1323 nt
Organism: Papaver somniferum (opium poppy)
Lineage: Eukaryota; Viridiplantae; Streptophyta; Magnoliopsida; Ranunculales; Papaveraceae
Exons: 5
Coding region: 629-1159 (176 amino acids)
Source: RefSeq, a predicted model, not a curated record
UCCAUCUGUAGUAGUAACAAUCUAUUUUUUCUGUCCAUUAACUAUUCAUUAUCGAUUUUUGCUCGAUCAAAAAAGAAAUUUGGAAUUUAAGCUUAAAAUCAAAACAAGUGGCAUAUAAAAAGACAUUAUAAUGUUGAUUCAUUAAAGAGCUGUUGAGUUGAAAAUUUAAAGAUAAUUCCUCAGUACAUCUCAAAAAGACAUGGAUGAUUCACCGAAUUCGUAUUUCCCUUGUGUACUAGAAAGAAUCUCUGAGAUUGAAAAUAACUUUUUGUCAAAAAAAGAGAAAGAAAUAGAACAAGAUCUUUAUUCAAAUGUUGCAGUUGAAAAUGAAAUACUUAUCCAACAAGACAAAGAAUAUCAAAUUCAAUCAAAUGAGCAAAGAACUACAAGAGUGUGCACUGAAAAAAGUACAGAUUUGAAGUAUGAGAAAUUAAGAUCAACUAUCAAGACAAAAUGGGAAAUGAUGCAGCAAAUGAAGUCAAACAAUGAAAGCAUUAACGUGAAAAUGGAGCAAAUAAUUAAUUAAAUUUACUUUGAAGCUUUCCAACAAAGUUUCGUAGCAGCGAGUACUCUAGAAGAGAAAUUGUAUUUGAAUAUACAAGAAGAAGAAAUUUUGGAAGAUUUUGAUAUGUAUGGAAUAAAAUUUGUUGAAGAACAGAAAUACACCGCAAAGGAUCUGGAAAGAGAGGUUCAUAUGCUUCAAAAAGAAAAGGGAAUAAGAAAUCCGACACCAGGUAUACCCAUCAAAAAAGUUGUGAAAGAGCUGAAGUUUGUUCCUUUCUUGGUCAAUAAAUUGCUGGAGCUCAAUGAAAUUAAAACAAGUACAAAAGAAAAGUUGUUAGGAGAAUUCUUUCAAGGGGACCAUAUUUAUGCUUCUCUAUAUGAAUCAUAUUUGAGUGAUGACAGCACUGAACAAUUUGCAGAGCUAAAAAAAUCUGCUGAAAGAGCUAUGAUGGCUCUCCUAGAUAACACUAUUUGUUCUUGGGAAGUAACAAAACUUGAGGAUAGUGAAGUUCCAAAUUUGUGUCUUGAAAAUGAUGUACAAGGGAUACAAAGAAUGGGGAAAGAGGUUGAGCAAGCUUCUGUUGAGAUUCAAACGGUUGGGGAAGAGGAGGAAAACAUUGAAAUCGUAACAAACAUGAAAGCGAAAACUGAAUGAGAGCUUACCUUGAGCCAACUACACGAAGACUGUUUUCUUCCUGAAACUUUGGUACCUGAAAACUUAUGUGGAAAAGUUCUACAAAGUUCACAAAAAAAUAGCCCACCCUUUUCGUUAGGAUUUGGUUUUUCGACAAAAGAUAUUGAACAUGCUUUUUUUUUUCA